AGAUGGACGCGUUCUCCUGUAAAGUCCUUCACUGAGCCUUCGCUGAGGUCAGCCGGUGAACCGGGUAAACUACGGAGCACCGCCGUGGAGGAGACUUAUAAACAUACCGCAGAACGGAGACAACAAUCAUACAGUCGCCAAGAGAUGGAUAGACUUCAACUGCUACAAUGACGCAGGAGACCCACGAGUGCACCAAGCUGUCCGUCAAGGCUGCUGUCCUGCACAUGGUUAAUCUUCCACUGUCCAUCUACAGCUCCCUGUCACAGGUGGAUGUCAGUCCAAGCACCAAGAAGCUGGUGGCUGCCACUGCGUUUAGUGCCAUCUCGCUCUUCGUCCUUGCACGCCGCUUCCAGAGGAGGAAGGGUAGAAAGAAGCCUCAGUGGAAGCAAGCUGAACCUGUAGCCUCAGCAGAAAAUGACAACACCAGUCAGAACAUCUCCAUCUCCCUCAACUCUAAGAAUGACGACACCUCUGGUCUGGUCCUCACUUCAGGAGACUACAGGAAUCUGUCUGGAUCUCUGUUGAGCAUGUCCUCGGUAAAAAGCAUGAACUCAUCAAGCAGCAGCACCUGUGCAAAUGAAUCCACAUGCUGGGACAGAGAGGAGGACGCUGACAUCUGCAGUGUGGUUGACCUGCCAGUCACUACACCUGAAAACCUCUACCUAAUGGGUAUGGAUUUAUUUGAAGAGGCUCUGCGGCGGUGGGAGGAAGCAUUGACAUUCAGGAGCAGGCAGGCUGGCGAUGACGACGACAACGCAAGCUGUGCCUCCGUUGAAACAGGAGCUGGAGACGCCGUCGCUGAGCAGAACAUGGAGGACGUGAUCAGCGCAGAGUUCCUCCACCGGCUGAAGUCUCUUGUGCAGAGAGCCUAUCACCUUCAAGUGGAGUUUGAGGGAGUGUUGGGAAUGUCAGAGCCCACAUCUCACAGCAGCAGCAGCAGCAGCAGCCAGGAUAAAAUGGCAGACAUUUUGGCCAGAGAAGAGCUGGACGACGUCUGUCUGAGAGACAGUAUCAGCAUCGCCUCCACAGACUCAUUUGUUUCUGCUGUAGAGCUGACGGAGCAUAGAGAGCUGAGGAGUGUCUCAGGCCUCGGUCACCACUUGUUCUAUGAGGAGGCUCUACAGAUGGCUCAGGACGGCAAGAUCUCCUGCAGAGUGCUGCGGACUGAGAUGCUGGAGUGUCUCGGGCACAUAGAUUUCCUGGCUAAGUUGCACUGUGUCCGACAGGCAUGUCAGCUCAUUUUGUGCGAGAGGGUGACCAGGAUGUUUCUGGCCGACACAGGAAAGAAAAUACUGUCUUCCAUCAUUGUUAAAGCACAGAAGAGCCCAAAGAGAUUUGAAGAAGUAUUUGAGGAGAUGAUUUGUUUCCUGGAGAACACAGAGCACUGGGAAAACACGGAGGUGGAGUUGGCCACAAGAGGAGUGAAGCACCUGAACUUCUACGACAUCGUGCUGGACUUCAUCCUGAUGGAUUCGUUUGAGGACCUGGAGAAUCCACCCAUCUCCAUCCAGAACGUGAUCCACAACCGCUGGCUCAACAGCUCCUUCAAGGAAACUGCAGUGGCUUCAAGCUGUUGGUCCGUGCUGAAACAGAAACGACAGCACAUGAAGGUGUCCGACGGCUUCAUCGCUCACUUUUAUACCGUGUGUGAGCAGAUCAGUCCAGUUCUGGCCUGGGGUUUGCUUGGACCCAGGAGCUCGCUUCAAGAUCUCUGCUGCUUCUUCAAGGACCAGGUGCUCAGCUUCCUGAAGGCCAUUUUUGACCUGGACAAAGUACGUUACUCCUCAGUGGAGAGUCUGGCCGAGGACAUGCUCCACCUGCUGCACCGCCGCUCUGAACUGCUGCUCGCCUACCUGGAGACGGACUCGGUGCGGCAACUCAGCGGCUGCAGCUCCCCACAGGUGCAGCUGGUGUCCAACACUCUGCUGCAGGCGGGAGUUCAGUGAGAGACGAGGGAAAGAAUCUCCAAACACUACACACAACGUCAGCAUUUUCUUCACACCAACCAUUGGACCAAAGACACUAGAAACUUUCUACCUGACCUAGAGGUUCAGAGCCAAAAGAUGUUGAUUUUUCACCAAUUUAGUCCAUAAAUCUGGUUCAACUACAAUCCUCACAGUAGAAUCUUGACUAAAUGAUACACAGUGCAGUCCUGUGCUCUCAUAGCUCAGUAUCUGAGGAUCCAGCCGUCUGCCUUCACCCAUGAACAUCAGCCUUUUCACUGCACUAUGCUAGUGAAAACAUGUCACAGCAAUAUUUAAAUAUAAGCCAGACAUUGACUCUUUUUUUGCAGAUAUAUAACAUGUACUGUAAAUUGAGGCAUUUAUUGCUAUUAAGAGGAAUUAAUGUGAAGAAAAUCAAAUAAGUAUUUUACCAUAUUUAUUUUGUCAUACACAUAGAUGCAAUGCAGGGUUUAUUUUUUUAGAUGUUCUCAAUGUAAGAGUCAAUUAUGAUCAGCUUCAAACAAUUUAGAUGUAUUUCCACAUCCGAUUAGCAAUGCAAAACUAUGAAAUGUAUGUCGUGUUUUUGUUGGAGCACGAUGCCCAGGGAAUUUACACUUAACUAAGGUACUCUGUUGUAAGAUGUGUUGGUUAAAUGGAGUUAGUUCAGAAAAGACUUUACUCUUAUCACAUGUAAGGCAUUUUCAGACGUGCACCGCCAAAUUACAUGUAUUUAGAAAUAAGAUGUGUGUGUGACUUGAUUAGCCCAGUACUGAAAAUGCACAGCGACUGAUGGACGUGUUGAUUGUUUAUGAUUUAGAUGAGAAAGGGAAACAUCAGAGAUUAGAAAACAGCUACACAAUCAUUUUUACUCAGAAGGGAAAUUUGAUCUUUGAACAGUUUGUGCAAUACUUAACUGGAUCACAGUACAAUAAUCCCAUCAGAUCCAGGAAAUAAAAGAUUAAAACUGUUCUAUAAUCCUUCAGCUGUUAAACAUCACAUGCUCUCAAUUUUUCUUUUUCAUGAACUAAGCAAAAACACAAGAAGCCUUACUGAUACUGCACGUUUUAUUUAGCCUGGUCCUGGUUUUCUUCCUGUGACGUGUAUUAUUCCGCUCUGUUGUUCAAUCACUGCCAUGUACAGAACAUGCACAACAUGAAGCUUUGAACAGUGCCGUUACUGAAUGUGAGCAUGGACAUUAAAAUAUGCUGCACAUUUGAUGGUCAGUCAUUGUAGGACUGACACAUCAGCUGUCACCAGUUCUCUCUAACGUUAGUCUUAAAACAAUACUGGCACACUUCAAUGUACAUGUGGACAUAUGGUGACUGUUUUUCUUCUGCAAAUAAAUGGAUACAAAUUGA
Molecule: messenger RNA, 3301 nt
Organism: Solea senegalensis (Senegalese sole)
Lineage: Eukaryota; Metazoa; Chordata; Actinopteri; Pleuronectiformes; Soleidae
Gene: miga1
Product: mitoguardin 1
Exons: 16
Coding region: 168-1946 (592 amino acids)
Biological process (GO): mitochondrial fusion
Source: RefSeq, a predicted model, not a curated record